Trichomonas vaginalis G3 is the source of this 690-nucleotide messenger RNA. RefSeq lists its product as uncharacterized. The transcript has a single exon. The record is from RefSeq and is a predicted model, not a curated record. The coding region runs from base 1 to 690 and encodes 229 amino acids. Lineage: Eukaryota; Parabasalia; Trichomonadida; Trichomonadidae.
AUGAGGGGAUUGAUUCGAGAAGUAAUAUAUGCAGAAGAUGAAGCAACGUAUAAUGUUAGAUACGAAACAUACUCCGAAAUUGUUAAUCAUUUAAAUAAGAAUGAAUUGGUUGAUCCUCUUGAUAUGGAAAAAUGGAUCAAUCUUGGCAAAGAGGAAUUCAAAUCCAAAAUCGCACGAUUUAAGAGAGAUGUCAAAAUCAUGCCUAGCAAUCAUGCGGAAGGUAAUCACGGGAGCUUGAAUACCAAAAUGAAGGAGAUUUCAAGCAAAAACAAACUUUUGAAGUUCCAAACAAUGAUUGAACAUAUAAUGUCGAGAUUUAAUCAAAUUGAUGAUCCAAAAAAUGAUAAUGUAAUGAAACUUUAUAGAAAAUUGAAAAUUUCGGCAAUUAAAAAUAAAGUCGAACAGCAUUGUAAAUGCAACUGCAACAUGGAAAAUGUUUAUAAACUAUAUGGUGUUCAUAUUCCAUGUAUUCAUAACAUCUUAGAUGUAAAACCGGCCGAUUUAGAAAAACCUAAAGCAUUUCAUAUUGGAAAAUUGGAAUUCAAUAGUUCGAAGAAUAUUCUAGUUUAUGAUGAUGAAGACAAUCCGAUAGGAAAGGGUGAUCGGAAAAUGAACAAUGCAAAAUUUCGGCUCGGAAAACAUUUACAACCAAAGUUGAGAACGAAAUUUACUUGUAUGAAGAACAAGUAA